GGAAAAGGAGAAGGGGAGAGAAAUGUGAAUACUUCCUUAUGUUCAGUUCACCUGACUUUAACAAUGGAGAACUCGUCCAAAGAGGAGUACAAGAUCCAGUUGUUUGACGCGGAGACGCAGAAACUCCUCAAAACUGCCCUGAAAGACCCAGGUUCAGUUGAUCUGGAGAAAGUGUCCAGUGUUAUAGUGGAACAGUCUCUGAAGGACCAGGUCUUCAGCAGGGAGGCCGGACGCAUCUGUUAUACUAUAGUCCAGGCAGAGGCCAAACAGGCCAAUGGGAGCGUGUUUCGGCGUAACCUGCUGAACCGACUGCAGCAGGAGUUUAAAGCCAGAGAAGAGACGAGGAAGAGAUCCACUCAGGAGUGGGUUUGCCUCGUGUCCUUCAUUUGCAACAUCUUUGACUACCUCAAGGUGAACAACAUGCCCAUGACGGCCCUGGUGCACCCUGUGUACGACUGUUUGUUGAGACUGGCACAGCCUGAUGCCCUGAAGAACGAGGAGGAGAUGGACUGUCUGAUGCUGCAGUUACAUCGCAUCGGAGAUCAGCUGGAGAAUAUGAACAUGCAGCUGAUGGAUGAGCUGUUUUAUCUGCUGAGGGAUGGUUUUCUCCUGCAGGAGGAUCUGAGCUCCAUGGGUCGCCUGCUCCUGCUCGAAAUCCUCGAGUUCCGCGCGGGCGGUUGGACUCUCAGCGACACGGCUCAGAAGUACUACUACAGUGAAGUGACGGACUGAGAAAUCCACCAAUCAGGAGAGAGACACAUGAAGGCAGGAGAAACUGCAAUAGGUGAAAGGACCCAAUAGUGGAGGCUUUAUUUUUAUAAUUAUCCUCAGAGAACAGCUUUGGCUAUAUUUGGAAUACUAGACUCAAUACUGGGCAGCAUGUGCACUCCCUGAAUUUCUGUUUUUAUAACUGUACGCUACAUUGCAGAGUUUGCAUACUGAAAUAGUAAGAAAGUUAUGCUAUUCUGAACAUAGCCUUUGUGAUUCACUAGGUAUGAGAUUUAAUAUGAAGUAGAUGAUUUAAUGUGGGUUAGAUGAAGGGCUUGAUUUCAAAGGGUGUGUUUUUGAACUUUGUUAGGGGUGUGUUUCUGGUGGCUUUUGAAAGCAUUACAAUAAGGAGCAAGAGAGCACACCCUGUGUGUAAACAUCCCCGUUGUCCAUGUUAAAACGUUACAGAGGCAUUAUGUAUCCCAGCAUUCCUUAGUCGGACACCCUGUGAGUGUGCGCAAUUAAACGGUCCAUUUAUGGUUAAGCAACACAUUCAUAUGAAGACAAUGUGGAUAAUGUUUUCCUAUCCGAUGUCUGGCUGAAAUAGAAAACAAUAGUUGUAGCCAAAUGUAUGUAGCAGUUUGUGGUCAGUAUGAUUCCUUUAGUGUUCGUUAAUCUCCUAAAAUAUCAAAUUUGAUUGGUCGAAGCCUGAAUAUGAAAGUGAAUACACUGGUUUCUAGUUAUACAUGCUGUGCUGGAGUAAAGUUAAUAUAAUUGAAAUAUACAGAUUUACAACAAUGAUCUGAAAGAGUUCCUUGAGCAAGUAUUUAAUGCAGCUGUUUUUGGGACAGUUGUCACAAAGGGCUUUUAAGAGCCAGGUAAAUUAAGCCAGGUUUUAAUUAAAAGGAAGAAUCCGGGAGCUCAGUCAACAGCAUUUGUGGCAUAUUGUUGAUUACCACAAAACAUUUAAUUUGACUCGUCCCAAAUUAUCUUUAAAAAGCAAAAAUGGAGGUUCCAGUGAGACACUUACAAUGGAAGUCAAUGGGGGCCAAUUUUUUAACCUUAAAACACUCACUGUUUCAAAAGUAUAGCCACAAGAUGUAAACAAUAUACAUGUAAACAUGAUUUUAGUGUGAUAAAACUGCUUAUUAACCUUCUGUGUAUAAUUGUAUCCAAUUUUGCAACUUUGUUGCCAUGACGGCCAUAAAAAUGAUGAUUUAAACAACCUUACAGCUCCAAUAAUACACAAGUUUUAACAAGAAUGAAUGUAAGUGCGUUUAUAAAAUUAUAAGUUUCACAUUUCUGCCUUUAAACCCUCUAAAAAUUGGCCCCAUUCACUUCCAUUGUAAGUGCCUCACUGUAACCUCCAUUUUGCUUUUUUAAAGAUAAGGAGGGACGAGUUGAAACGAAUUUGUUUGUGGUAAUCAACAUUAUGCCACAAAUGCUGCUAAUUGAGUUUAACUUGUAUUGAACCCAAAAUAUAACUUUUACUUUAGCCCCCCCUAAAAUAUGUGUAUUGUAAAUAAUAUAAUGAUAUAUUCUUAAAAUAAUUGUUUAAGAAAUAAAAUACAAAUGCAAACGGGGCAACAACAAAAAAACCCUUGGUGCCCCUUUCAAAAAUUGCUCUUGAGAAUUGUUAUGUUUAUUGUCCCCCCCAACAUUUUUAUGAAAUUUUCGCCCCUGAUUGAACCCAAAAUAUAACUUUUACUUUAGCUGUUAUUCUUAAAUUGACGAACAUAAAUUAUAUUUCCCUUAGCAGGAGGAAAAAUUAUUUUUAUAGAAACAGUAAUUGAGAAUACGUAUAGAGAAUAUAAAAUAUUGAACACAUAAUGAAGAUUUAAAUAAAAGAAAAGCAACAGUUUUAUUGGAUAAUUUUUUAAGGUGAAUAGAAACCAAAGUUAGUUUUCAAGAGGCACAACAGGCCUGUUUGUGGUUCAACAUUUACAUACAAAACUUCUUUCAGGGAUGAUAUUUUUUAUAUGUUUUAAUACUAACAAACAUUUCUUCCCAGUGAUCCUGGUGAUGCAGAUUUUAUAUUUGAAAGUGUACAAAUAAGCUGGUCUAUUCCACAGGCUCCGGAUUAGACUUGUGUAAUUAUCUAGAUGCCACUCAAACCUUUUUCAAUAAAGAAUUGAACACAA
Messenger RNA from Xyrauchen texanus (razorback sucker), 2849 nucleotides. It is a transcript of the gene mif4gdb, whose product is annotated as MIF4G domain containing b. Gene Ontology annotation, cellular component: cytosol. The record is from RefSeq and is a predicted model, not a curated record. The coding region runs from base 64 to 732 and encodes 222 amino acids. Gene Ontology annotation, biological process: regulation of translational initiation. Gene Ontology annotation, molecular function: RNA binding; protein binding; translation activator activity. The transcript has 6 exons. NCBI's taxonomy places the organism in Eukaryota, Metazoa, Chordata, Actinopteri, Cypriniformes, Catostomidae.